AUGCCGAGGUCACAGGUCAAAAGAAGCUCCACUGGACAGCAGAUGUCUUCUGAUCAUUUAGACUGUGAUUCACUUCAUGGGUCGAGUACUUCGCCAAAGCAUCAGGACAUUCACACUGAAAAGAAGUCGCAUCGUUGCUCAGAUUGUGGGAAGAGCUUUACUCAGGCUGGUAAUCUCAGACGACACCAACGCAUUCACACAGGGCAGAAGCCUUAUCAGUGCCAACAGUGUAACAAGAGCUUCAAUCAAGAGGGUCACCUUCAAAGACACCAGCAGGUUCACGAGAAAAAGGAAGCUUUUGUUUGCUCUCAGUGUGGAAAGAGUUGUAAAGACCAGACCAGUCUGCAGCGGCACGUCCUCUAUCACUCAAAAACCCAAAAGUAUCCCUGCACACAGUGUGGAAAGAUGUAUGUUCAUCAGGAGUACCUCGAGGUGCACCAGCGCGUUCAUACCGGAGAGAAGCCGUAUUGCUGCUCACAGUGCGGGAGGAGUUUUAGGUAUCAUACUGCUUUAAAGGUCCACCAGCGCAUUCAUAAAGGAGAGAGACCAUAUGAAUGCUCUCAGUGUGGAAAGAGUUUUAGCCAGUUGAGUCAUUUCCAGCGACACCAGCUGGUUCACACUGGAGAGAAGCCACACUGCUGCUCACAGUGUGGGAAAGGUUUUGCUAACCCGACCGACCUCAAGCGACACCAGCUCAUUCACACGGGAGAGAAGCCGUGUCGGUGCCCACAGUGUGGAGAGAGCUUCAGUCAAAUGGCUCACCUUCGAAGACACCAGAGCAUUCACACAGGACAAAGGCCGCACUUCUGUCUGCAGUGUGGGAAAGGUUUUGUCCAACCGAGCGCUCUACAGAGACACCAGCGCGUUCACACAGGGGAGAAGCCGUACCAGUGCUCGCUGUGUGGGAUGAAGUUUUCUCAGCAGACUACCUACCAACGACACCAGCUCACUCACACCAAACAGACGCCGUAUCAUUGCUCGGAGUGCGGAAAGGGCUUCACUCAGGAGGGAAAUCUCCGAACGCACCAACGUCAUCACACGGGGGAUAAGCCGUAUCAGUGCUCGCAGUGUGGGAAGUCCUUCACCCUACAGUAUACUCUCCGCGUACAUCAGCUCGCUCACAAGAAAGUGCAUCAGUGCUCGGGUUGUGGAAAGAGCUACUCUUAUUCCAGUUCGCUCAAGAAACACAAGUGCAAAGGCAGAACUGUUAAGUUAUGA
This is a messenger RNA of Trichomycterus rosablanca, 1218 nucleotides long. RefSeq names its product zinc finger protein OZF-like. The transcript has a single exon. NCBI's taxonomy places the organism in Eukaryota, Metazoa, Chordata, Actinopteri, Siluriformes, Trichomycteridae. The coding region runs from base 1 to 1218 and encodes 405 amino acids. The record is from RefSeq and is a predicted model, not a curated record.